Molecule: messenger RNA, 951 nt
Organism: Exophiala xenobiotica
Lineage: Eukaryota; Fungi; Ascomycota; Eurotiomycetes; Chaetothyriales; Herpotrichiellaceae
Exons: 1
Coding region: 120-902 (260 amino acids)
Molecular function (GO): catalytic activity
Source: RefSeq, a predicted model, not a curated record
GAAUAAGGUCCCUAAUCCGCCGUGCAAGAAAUCCAUGCUCAUCGCGUAUUUACUGCAUUUUCUCGUGCAAGACACCGCGGUUUGAAACGUGCUCACUCUUUGCAGUCUUUCCAUGAAUCAUGGCAGUUGCGACACUAAACGAACAAGCCGUCACACUCCGCUCCCUUCACCGUCCCGGACAACCGCUUGUCCUGGCAAACGUCUAUGACAUCCUCUCUGCCACGGCCGUCGCAGCGCUCCCGUCAUGCUCGGCAUUAGCCACGGCCUCAUAUGCCGUCGCACGGGCGGCCGGCACCGAGGACGACGACAUGACGCUCGAGGAGAAUUUGAAUGCUGCUCGCGGAAUCGGCAGAGUUGCAGCAAAGCACAACAAGCCCCUCUCGGUGGACCUGCAGGACGGCUACGGCGACAAACUGGUGGAGGCCGUCAAACUCGUUGUCGAGGCAGGCGCGGUCGGCAUCAACCUCGAAGAUUGCGAUAAAGACACGCAUAAAAUGUAUCCCGUUGACGUCGCGGUCAAGCGCCUCCAAACCGCACUCGCAACGGCUAAAGACCUAGGUCUCCCCGAUUUUGUGCUGAAUGCUAGAUGCGACACCCUGAUCCGCGGAGGUGCGAUGGAUGAAGUCAUCGAGAGAGGAAAGAAGUACCUAGAUGCCGGUGCCGCUACAGUCUUUGUAUGGGGAGGCGGCCAGAGAGGUGUCAGCCGAGCAGAGGUUGAGAGAAUGGUUAGAGAGUUUCAGGGUCGCUUGAACGUGUCACUCAAAUGGAACGGUGGACUUACUGUCAAAGAACUGGCAGAGAUCGGAGUCGCGCGAAUCAGUGUUGGUCCAGCCAUUCAAUUAUUUGCAAUGGAUCAGUACGCAAAGAGAGCCGAAGAGCUUUUGAAGCAAGCCGAGGGCUAGUUGAGUUAUGACUCGACGUAGCCAGACAGUAGACAUUCAAGAGUAUCAA